AUGAGCAGACUCGGGAUGCUCCGUCGAGCAGCUCUUGGGAUCCGACAGACGCCGUUAUCGCGUGCUCAAAACGUAUUGUGUCUUCAUACCACGUUACCAGCUUCAAGUGCUUCAUUUUUGCUCGACAAUCGGCAAUUUUCUACGUCUGAUGCGACCCCUCUGACACUUAAAAUGACAAUGACUGACGGACAGCUUACAGAUGCUGCAGCUGCUGUGGCAAGCAACAGCACGGGACACGACCCCUGGGUCAUUGUACAAGGCGUACAAGCGGUUCUUGAGACGGUGCACACGACCACAGGAUUGCCGUGGUGGGCGACACUAAUGCUCUCUGGUGUGACGCUACGUGCUGCUAUCUUCCCGUUCUACGUGUAUCAGAUCCAGGCGACACAGAGGCUGAUGCAGGCAAGCAUGGACUUUAGAAAGCUGUACUCGGCGUACAAGUACGCACGUACAUUUAUACCCGGAUCAGACCAUAAGGGACAUCUUGACGCCAUUCUGCUUGGACGACAAGGUAUUCGUGCGGUCAUGAAGAAGUACAACACGCGUCCUAUUCAAACUGUCAUGGGCGGCAUUGCACACAUCCCUAUCUUCGUUGUCAUGGCGUAUAGUGCUCGUGAUAUGGUACGGUCCGGAAACUUUGCGGGUCUCGAAUCUGGUGGCUUGUCAAUUUGGAAGAAUCUGAUGGAAAUGGAUAGUACAUACGUGCUGCCUGCUCUAGCGGCGUUGUCUACGUAUGGCAAUCUGGAAAUGUCCGCGCGAACAAAGAGUGGUUUGUGGACGGACCUGCUGCGUGCAGGGCAAUACGGCACGAUUCUUGCUUUCCCGUUCAUGGUUAAUUUACCACAAGGGGUUUUCUUUUACUGGCUGGGAUCUUCAUGGUCGUCUAUGGUGCAAAGUAUUGCCAUGACCAACAACAACUUUCGCAAACGCAUUGGACUCAAACCUCGAAUUACGGAAGUACAGUCAACUGCUGCAAAAGCAGCUGAGAUGUCAGGAAGAAGCCAUAUCACCAGGGACAUCAAAAAAUAA
Molecule: messenger RNA, 1029 nt
Organism: Peronospora farinosa
Lineage: Eukaryota; Oomycota; Peronosporomycetes; Peronosporales; Peronosporaceae
Source: the annotation of a GenBank genome assembly